This is a messenger RNA of Vespa crabro (European hornet), 3779 nucleotides long. RefSeq lists its product as uncharacterized. The transcript has 8 exons. NCBI's taxonomy places the organism in Eukaryota, Metazoa, Arthropoda, Insecta, Hymenoptera, Vespidae. The coding region runs from base 1438 to 3357 and encodes 639 amino acids. The record is from RefSeq and is a predicted model, not a curated record.
AUGAAUAAUUUAUCAAAACGCUCUUGAGUAGAUUAAAGUAUAAAAAUAAGAAAAAAGAAAAUAGAUAAUUAAGAGAUAAAUAAAUCAAGAAAAAAAUGUUCAUAUCGAUAAAGAAGAAAACUGAAUUUUCAAUGCCGCUUCUGCUGCUAUCUAUGCGGAGGCUUAGUAAUUAAAAGACAGUUUUUAUUUUAAUGAUCUUGAUUGUUUGAUAAAGAAGUUAAUUAAUCGAUUUAAUGCUAGGAUAAAUGAAUUUUGGCUCAUAAUGAUUUAAAUAAGGACAAUUCUGGUUAAACCAAGAGAAAGCAAAUUGUACUGCCAUUUAACGAGUUAUAGAGAUCAUCGAUCGAGGACCAACGAUCGUAGAAUCAUUGAUGUGUAAAGAAAGAAUAAAUAAAUGAUAUGUGUAGACUGACAUUCUUAUUUUAUUUCCGUAAGUGUUUAAAAUCUAUGCAACAUAACCUAAAAAACGUAUCUUAUUUGUAAAUUAAUUCAAAUUAAUUAUUUAAAUUAUCUAUUUUACUUGUUUUUUUUCCCUUAUUUGUGAAUAAUUAGACCAUAUUAUUAGAAAAUUUUAUUGUAUAAUCCUUUUUAAAAGAAGAUUUGGAAAUUAUGGAUUGAAUUAAUAAAAAUCGACUAAACUACAAAAUUCAACGUAGCACCGAAGCCCAUAUGACGAAUCGAAUCGUGAAGGUUUCCAUGACAACGAAUGUUUUCCUUUUAAUAACUGUUAUGGCGGACGUUGAGGGUAAGUUUCUAUACGUCACAUUGCUUAUAAGCAUAAUCGAAGUUUGGUGGAUAGUGUGUGUCUAGUGAUAUAUAUAAGGUUCGUUCCAUAUUUUUUAAAUCAUAAUCAUUACCAUUUUUCUUUUCUAAUUUCCAAAUAAGAUCGUGUGCAUUAGGUGAACGGUAAAUUUUAUGAGAAUCAUUAUUAUUUUUUUAAUUUUUUUUUUCUUUCUUUCUUUUUUCAAGGAAGGUUUUGUUCUCACAAUGUUAACUUAUUGUCAAAGCUAUACAAUGCUUUGGCGUUGUUAAAAUGUCAUAACACUAUAAAAGGAAACUUGUAAGAUCUCGUAGGCGAAACUAAUAUCGCGGGGGCGACAUGACGUCUUGUUUUUAUCUUCAUCGUUUCUUUCCCAGAAGAAUUAGCUUAGUCGCAGGUAAUCUAGCUUCUUCUAUUUAUUAUAUUUUCUCAUAGUCUGAGAGAACAAUUCGAGUAUUUUUCGUGUGACCUUGAGAAGAACGAUAAAUCGAAAAAGGAGAACAGAAUCGUUUGAUGUUCGAAGAAGGGAUACAGUGUAUUAUUUUAAAAUUAUUUUUCGUAUGUGAAUUAUGAAUCAAUGAAAUAGCGAUGACUAUGAGAAAAAUUCCUGAAAAAUUCUGAUCUCAUUGAAUGAACCGAUUCGAGAGCAUCACUUUGAAGAAAGAAUAUUUGAAUAAAUGGAGGGAGAUGCGGCUGAAGUAUUAUUGCCCUGUGCAAUUUGUACACGGACAUUCAUGCCACGAUCUUUAGAAAAACAUGCAAAGAUAUGUGAACGAGCUGCGGCAAAAAAACGAAAGCCAUUCGAUUCGGCUAAACAGAGAAUUCAGGGUACUGAUCUCGCGGAAUUUCUUCCGCGACAGGAAAAGAAAAGAUAUUCGAAUGAUGAGAGAUAUAAAUCUUCAUGGAAAGAGACGCAUGAUGACUUUUUACGAACAAUUAGGGCUGCUCGAAGUGAAACGGCAAGUAUGAUAAUCAAUCAAAGGCAAUCGAGUUCCCACGCGUCUUCAGGUGCACCGAUGAGAGCAAAUGAAAAGGGUACGUGUCCAACGUGUAAUCGUCAAUUUGGCGUAAAGGCAUACGAUCGACACGUAGCCUGGUGUAAGGAAAGAUCAACGAGAUUACCAAUAAGUCCAGCUACGAAGAACAUCGCUAAGGAACGUUUGGAAGCGCGUAUGAAGUAUCGUGCGCCGACUUUGAAAAAUCGUCGAAAGAAUAAUCGUGAUAAAUAUUCUCAGAGUUGUACAGCCAAUAAAACACCUAACAGAGUGAGAGAAACAGUUUCUGUACCUGAUAAUACUCGUGAGAAGAUCAAGGAGAAUAUUACUAAUUCGCAAAAAACAAUCGUAACUGGCCGAGGGGAUCAAUCAAAUAAUGGAGAAACAUAUAAUUUAGGUGAAUCUAGAGAAGCAACAAAACGUUCUAUAGUUAGGACUUCGAAUUCAUCUAAUCGUCCUCUAUGGAGUAAUUACAUGCGCAGACGACCGGAUUUUAAUCUCGUGCUUAGGUGUAGAAUUGGUGCCUGCAAGGAAUACGACCCUUUUCUAAUAGCAGAACGACAAAUGCAAGAUUUGUUAUCGGAUUCGAGUGAUUUAUCCUUAACAGAAAUUCCAUCGUCGUCGUCAACAAAAUCUCUCCUUCCUCUUUCACAUUCUUCCGCUUUCAUUAAAUACCCAUACCAAACUAAAACAAAUCUUUUAGAAAAAUCCAUUACCAACGAAUUCGAUGAACUCACAUCAGAUUUUUCGAGCGACUCCACAGAAACAAAUUCACUAUCGCGUGAAAUAUUUCUUAAAGAUUUUCAUGAUUCAAAGAAAAACGAUCGGACAAAAAAGAUUUCUAAUAGAGAACUCGGUCGUAGAAUGAUCAUUGACAGAUCAUUAGCUUUGGGCAAAGAAAUUGAUCAAGAUAAAUCUAAUAGUAUCGAUAAGCAAUAUAAAAAUGAUAUUUUUAAUAAAGGAAUCUCUAAAUCUAUGCCUAAUAGAUCACAAACGAUUCGUGCUUUUUCAGCACCUAAAUCUAUUUAUCAAAGAAAAAAUAAAACUGUUAACACUAAAGAUAAUAAUAAUCAAGAAGCGAAAUAUAAUGAUAAUAACGUUCGAAACGAUUAUUUAACAUUUUCAAAUAGCGAUCUUAGCCUUAGCUCGAUCGUUUCUUCUGAGAUUGAUCUAAAACGUUCUAAUUCUGUAUUCGAUCAAUUAAUAACUUCUUUCGAAGAUGAUAUCGUUGGUAAUGAUUCUUUUCCAUCCUUGAGGUCUCUCCUAAGAAACGAAUCCUUGAGAGCUUCAUCCAAUGGUCCACCUCCUCCUGAUAAUAACAGGCAAUUUGAUGGACAUAUCAGUGACGAGGAAUUUUCUUCAGCGGAAAAUUACAAACAACAGGAACAUAAAAUUAAUGCUGAUUCUGCAUACAGCAGCAGCAACAACGACACGACAAAUCGUAUGGAGGAUAACAUGUCCAGGAGUAAUCGUCGAGAAAGUCAACCACCGGUUUCAAAGGCGAAAUGUAGGAUGUCAAGAUUUUGUCACGAGUGUGGAUCUAGAUUUCCUGAGACUGCCAAGUUUUGUUGCCAAUGUGGUGUCAAGAGGCUUGCACUUUGAUUUAUUUAUUUAUUUAUUUUUUUUUUUUUUUCUUUUUUACAUUCAGUGUUGGAAAAGAAGAUUUUUUUUCUUUUCCUUAGAGUCGAUGAUGAAUCGUUAAUUACGAAUAUUACAAACAAAUGCAAUAAUUAAUUAAACUUCUUGUCAAAACGAUACUUGUAAUAUACAUAUGUAACUUAUAUAUUCAAGUGUCCUUUAUUAUUAUCUCAGGAAGUAUUGCAUUUUAAUUUUGGAUUUUAAUUCAGAUUUAAAUAAGUUUAUAGAAGAAGGAGGAACAUACGCGUGUCCCCUUAUAAUUUUAUUAUAAAAUAAUAUAAAAUAAGCAGUCUGUAUGUCGGAGUACUAUGCCAAUUUCGAUCUGUAUUAAUUAUUUGUAAGUUAAAAUUGUAUUUUUACAAAUGCAAUAAAAUUAUGCUUGAUUA